UUCUUUAUAUUAAAAAAGAAAGAAAAAAUUAUGACCCUCUCCACAUCUCUCCACUGAUUCUGUUGUAACGCAAACAAAAGCGUGUUGUUCGCUUCUUUUUUCUCUGUUCUCUUCACAAGCUGCCAGAAAUUUAGAGGAACAGCAGUAAAGAUAUGAUUUUUUUGAUGAAGCUGAAGAUGGGGCUCCUCUUCAUCUUGUUUCUCUUCAUGGGUUUCUCUGCUUCUUCCACUUCCAUUUCAGAUGAUGUAUUUGACUCCCACGCGUUUACUGGCAGAAAUCUGCUUCAGGCCAAGAAAGCUUGCCCUGUGAACUUCGAAUUCAUGAACUACACGAUUAUCACAAGCCAAUGUAAAGGCCCUAAAUACCCACCGGACAAUUGUUGUACAGCUUUCAAACAAUUUGCCUGCCCUUAUGUAGAUGAGAUCAAUGAUUUAUCCACUGAUUGUGCAUCAACCAUGUUUAGCUACAUCAAUAUUUAUGGGAAAUACCCGGCUGGCCUUUUUGCUAGUGAAUGUCAGGAAGGAAAGGAGGGACUUGCAUGUCCUGCAUCACCACCAUCGACAUCAGAGAAUGCAAAUGCAGGUCAUACGAUGCAUACUUCAACCUCACUGUUCAUCCAACCAAAGCAGAACAGAAGACGAAGAGAGAAUUUGAAGCUCAAAGUUACUUGAUUAGAAGGACCAUUGGCCAUCAUAGCAGAUGGCUCUCCCGCUAACUUCAAUGGCUCUUCCAAAACAUAUUAAACUGCCUCUCUCCUGGAGUCGUAUGUAACAACGUCUCAGAUUGCAUCUGCUGAUGGCUUGUCGGUUUUCGAGGCAAUAGCUUCCCCUGAUGUGUUUGCUUACAACACUAUGAUCAGAGGCUUAAUUCAGGGAAAAAUGUCCUUAUGAUGCAUUGUUAGUUUAUCAGAAACUCUUGCUUGGUGGCUUUACACCAGACAACUACACUUACACCUUUGUCCUUAAAGCUUGCUCCCACCGAAGGCUCUUUCUGAAAUAGCUCCAGAUAGUUAUGUUCACAGCUCGCUAAUACAUAUUUAUACAAAUUCAGGCAGCAAGGAUGAUGCAGAACAAACGUAUUCUCGCAGAAGAGAGAAGGCUUGCUUUGAAUUGUGUGAUUUCUGGGUACUUGAGUCUUGGUCAUGUUGAGAAGGCUAGGGCAUUGUUUGAUAACAUGGUAAGAAAAGACCCAUGUUGGUACUAGGAGUGCUAUGGUGACAGAAUACACAAAGAACAAAAUGCAUGCUGAGGCAUUAACUGUAUUUCAAGAUAUGAUUAUAUAUCUGAGUACUAGUGAGCUCGAUCGCUACUUGCCUGUGCAAAUAUCUUGGAGCAUUGGAUUAAGGAAGAUGGAUUUGUGGGUACAUAGAUAGAACUGGUAUAUCUAAUAUCUCCUUGGCCGCGCUGGGAACCAUGGUAGCUAGAUCUCCUUGGAAGGGCUGCCUUAUAUACUGGACUGGGGUUGUGGCACUGGCAUGUAACUAAAUUUCGAGUACAUACACAAACCAGAGUAAUUCAUUACAUUUGCAUACUAUUCAUUAUUACUCUUCAACCAA
This is a messenger RNA of Tripterygium wilfordii, 1555 nucleotides long. Its product is annotated as GPI-anchored protein LLG1-like. Bases 153 to 671 code for a protein of 172 amino acids. The record is from RefSeq and is a predicted model, not a curated record. Lineage: Eukaryota; Viridiplantae; Streptophyta; Magnoliopsida; Celastrales; Celastraceae. The transcript is spliced from 4 exons.